GGAGUAGGGGAGGGGUAGGGGAGGGACCAAUGGAUCUUCCCGUGCCAGCCCCCUCCGGGUUCCUCCUCCUCCUUCCCCGGAGCGCAGGAAAGAUCUGGAAAGGCAAAUGGCAGUGCGCUCAAGCGUCCCUGCCACCCCGUGGACGACCCCCACGCCCAAGAACCCCAACCACGUUGGGAAAGGCGUCCAAAGGAGGCGGCCAGGCCAGCCUCACAGGGCCGUGCUGAGUCACGCC
Molecule: messenger RNA, 235 nt
Organism: Cricetulus griseus (Chinese hamster)
Lineage: Eukaryota; Metazoa; Chordata; Mammalia; Rodentia; Cricetidae
Source: RefSeq, a predicted model, not a curated record